This is a messenger RNA of Macrosiphum euphorbiae (potato aphid), 2019 nucleotides long. The record is from the annotation of a GenBank genome assembly. Lineage: Eukaryota; Metazoa; Arthropoda; Insecta; Hemiptera; Aphididae.
AUGAAUAAGAUUAACAACCAUUUGAGCUACAAAAUGGAAGGUGACAAGACAACUGACAACGGUGAUGAUUACUACAAGAACGUCAAGCUGGUAGGGUUUGUGAAAACAGACUCCGAAACACUUCCCGGAUAUAAGAACGAAGCGUUCCAAUGGAGUUCGGCAGACAAUUUGUCCAGUUACCCAUCGUCUUACCCCAGAGAACAUGACAUUUUAGCUUCUAGUAAAGUUUUGGGCGGUGACACUGUGGUGCCCGUCGACCAGGAUUCGGUGAACCGGUGUUGUACCAGAAAAGUGUUGUACAAACGCCUACCAAUCCUCCAAUGGCUGCCCAAGUACACGGUCGGCGAACAUGGUAUAUCCGACCUCGUGGCAGGUAUCACGGUCGGGCUGACCGUUAUACCACAGGCCAUAGCGUUCGCCAACGUAGCCGGAUUACCUCCACAAAUCGGUCUGUACUCAUCGUUCAUGGCAUGCUUCGUGUACACGAUCUUCGGUAGCUGUAAAGACCCGGCGUUGGGUCCGACGGCAAUCAUGGCCAUCAUGACCCGUGAAAACAUACACGAUAUGGGACCAGAAUUCGCCAUCCUAUUAUGUUUUAUCACCGGUAUCGUACAACUCAUCAUGGGUUUUGCGCAAUUAGGGUUCUUAAUCGAUUUCAUAUCCGGACCGGUGUCGGCUGGUUUCACAUCGGCAGCAGCGAUCGUGAUAGCUACAUCCCAGCUGAAAGACCUGCUCGGUAUCAACAUAAAAGCUAGUUCGUUCAUAGGCUUCUGGGACCAAUUGGCCAUGCACAUCAGGGAGAUCAGUGUUGGCGAUGGGACGCUCGGAAUUACGUGUAUGGUUGUGCUGCUGCUGUUGAGGAAAAUGAAAGACAUACAAAUCGGCCCUACGGACAUGAAGGAUAAAACGACCGGACAGCGAACGGUUUCAUCAAUCAUUUGGCUCAUAUCAACGGCGAGGAACAUUAUAGUUGUGGUUUUUUGCGCCGCACUGGGUUACAUGUACAAGGAACAUGGCAAUUUGCCGUUUAAACUAUCGAGUCACGUGGAAUCCGGUCUUCCGAGUUUCAGGCCACCGCCGUUUGAGAGCCGAGUCGGGAACGAGACGUAUAAUUUCGUAGAGAUGGCGUCCAAAUUAGGUUCAGGGAUUUUGGUAGUGCCACUUCUGUCUAUUUUAGAAAACAUAUCACUAGCUAAAUUUUUCUCUGAUGGUAAGACCGUCGACGCCACUCAAGAAAUGCUUGCCUUGGGCGCUUGCAAUUUGAUUUCGUCUUUUGUUGGGUCCAUGCCCAUAUCUGGCGCUCUAUCGCGAGGUGCCGUGAACAACGCCAGUGGAGUAAAAACCACGUUUGGAGGAGUUUACACAGGAAUAAUCGUCAUAAUAGCUUUACAAUUUUUCACCCCGUAUCUGGUGUACAUACCCAAAGCUGCUUUGGCCGCUGUGAUAAUAGCCGCCGUCGUGUUCAUGGUCGAACUGCAAGUUGUCAAACCGAUGUGGCGAACGAAAAAAAUCGAUUUGAUACCGGCGUUCGCCACGUUCCUUUGCUCGCUGUUAAUCCGCUUGGAAGUCGGGAUCGUUGUUGGCAUAGCUAUUAAUGUCAUAAUACUGCUUUACACCUUGGCUAGGCCCAGCGUCCAUGUCGAAAAACAACAAAGUGAAUUUGGGUACGAGUAUUUAGUAAUAACGCCGGACCGUAGUUUGGUUUUCCCGUCCGUCGAGUACGUGAGGGCAGUGGUGUCCAAAGCCGGACUUAAACAAGGACUAAGUUCGAUUCCGGUUGUGAUGGACUGCAGGCACAUACAAGGAGCUGAUUUUACUGCGGCCAAAGGCGUCAAAUCUUUAAUAGAUGACUUUGUCAGGAGAAGUCAACCAUUGGUGUUUUACAAUGUCAAACCUAGUGUGAUAUCCAUUUUCCAAGGUGUACGACCGACUGAGUUCAACUGUUGUGUCACCGAACAGCAAUUGCACGAAAGGCUAAAAGGGUAUUAUUAUAGCAGAAUGCAGACGCUGACAUUAUAA